Molecule: messenger RNA, 1535 nt
Organism: Eucalyptus grandis
Lineage: Eukaryota; Viridiplantae; Streptophyta; Magnoliopsida; Myrtales; Myrtaceae
Product: dnaJ homolog subfamily B member 1
Exons: 3
Coding region: 168-1190 (340 amino acids)
Cellular component (GO): cytosol
Molecular function (GO): protein-folding chaperone binding
Source: RefSeq, a predicted model, not a curated record
UCCCCCAAUUCCCCACAGAGAAUCACUCAAUCAGAAACCAGGAAGAAGAAGACGAAGAAGACGAAGAAGAAGAAGCAGAAGCAGCAGCGAACAGAGAGAGAAAACCGAGCAGAGCAGAGGAGAGGGAGAGAGAGAGAGAGAGGGAGGAAGGAGAAGGAGGAGGAGGCAUGGGCGUCGACUACUACAGGGUUCUACAGGUGGACCGCCAAGCCAAGGACGACGACCUGAAGAAGGCCUACCGGAAGCUGGCCAUGAAGUGGCACCCCGACAAGAACCCCAACAACAAGAAGGACGCCGAGGCCAAAUUCAAGCAAAUCUCCGAAGCCUACGACGUUUUGAGCGAUCCCCAGAAGAGAGCGGUGUACGAUCAGUACGGUGAGGAGGGGCUGAAGGGUCAGUUCCCGCCGCCGGGGGCCGGCGGGUACUCCGAAGCGGCCGCCGCCGGCGGGGGCGGGCCGACGUCGUUCCGCUUCAACCCGAGGAGCGCCGACGACAUCUUCUCGGAGUUCUUCGGGUUCACGAGCCCAUUCGGCGACAUGGGUGGGUCGCGAUCGGGGGGUGGGUCGAAUUUCCCGAGAGGCAUGUUCGGGGAGGAUAUCUUCGCGACACUGCGGAGCGGCGGUGGAGAGGGCUCUAUGCCACGGAAGGCCCCACCGAUCGAGAGGACGUUGCCUUGUAGUUUGGAGGAUCUGUACAAAGGGACCACCAAGAAGAUGAAGAUAUCAAGAGAUGUCAUGGAUAGUUCCGGGAGACCUACCACAGUAGAGGAAAUUCUUACUAUCGAGAUUAAGCCGGGUUGGAAGAAAGGAACAAAGAUCACAUUCCCAGAGAAGGGAAAUGAACAGCGGGGCAUUGUACCCUCGGAUCUUGUCUUUAUUAUCGACGAGAAGCCUCAUGGUGUCUUUAAGAGGGAUGGGAAUGAUCUUGUUGUCACCCAGAAGAUUUCCUUGGUGGAAGCACUUACUGGAUACACUGCGCAGAUAACGACGCUUGAUGGCCGAGAUCUUACUGUCCCGAUCAACUCCGUCAUAGGACCUACAUACGAAGAAGUCGUUAAAGGGGAAGGCAUGCCCAUCCCCAAAGAACCUUCCCGGAAGGGGAACUUGAGGAUAAAGUUCAACAUUAAGUUCCCUACGCGGCUUACUUCUGAGCAAAAGGCUGGUAUCAAGAAAUUGUUAACAUCAUCAUAAAGUGUACUGGUGGUAAACCCUCCCUACCAUCUGUUAAGAUCAGUGUAAGCCCCUUUCAUUUGGUUCUUUUAAGUUAGAUUAUGCUGGAAAGGUUUGGCGCCAUGUCCGAAUGGCGGGAAUUCUGUUGGAAAAAGUGUUGGCAAGUCUUGUUAGUAACUGUAAUUUGUUAUUCACCGUCUUCAUUCUUCGCUCGACGAAAGUCUUUACGGGCUUUCAAACUUGAUUGUGCAGCCGUUUUUGUUCGAACCAGAAACACUUCAUCUCGUUCGAAUGCUGAGAAACUGAUGAGAUGAAUGUAAGACGUUAAAGCUUUAUAGUGCAUCCCCAUGAUUUCUGAAAGGGUAA